UUUGCCCGGGUUCCAGAGCUUGUGUCAGGGAGACAUAGUGGCGCAUGCAGGUACUAUCAGUUUUGGUACGAUUGAGAUUGAGUUCGUGUUUUGCUUCUGGUUCAGUUUCGCAAAUCAAUCCUGGUAUUAGUUUCGGCAUCUGCACGAGUAUUCUGUUGAUAUCAUCGGGCCGCGCAUCAAGCGAAAGUUUGACUCCUGAUGUGCAUCAUUUUUUAGCAACAUUCCAAACCCACCAACAUCAGACUACCCGGCCCUCAAUUCCGCCGCACCGGAGGACCAGCGCAGUCCG
This is a messenger RNA of Amoebophrya sp. A120, 289 nucleotides long. NCBI's taxonomy places the organism in Eukaryota, Dinophyceae, Syndiniales, Amoebophryaceae. The record is from the annotation of a GenBank genome assembly.